Molecule: messenger RNA, 465 nt
Organism: Rotaria sp. Silwood2
Lineage: Eukaryota; Metazoa; Rotifera; Eurotatoria; Philodinida; Philodinidae
Source: the annotation of a GenBank genome assembly
AUGCCUCCUCUUGUUUAUGAUCCUGAAAAGAAACAUGAUCACGAUUCACUCACGGCAUAUCGCGUGAAUGAUCUCAUCGAUUCGUUGCAUCCCGAACAGAAGUAUGCCGUCUUCAUCUGUUGUCAAGAUUAUCAAUGCGUCCUCGAUCGCAUUCAUGGCUUUCAUCAGGUAGUUAAAAUUCAUGUUUGCACUGAUCACUGCCCUGAACCUAAUGGCAUUCAAUGGAUGACCACUCAUCAAAAAGUUGACCCAUGCGAUGAUCCUCAAUCCUGGGUAUCCUUGGCUUUAAUCUUGACAUUGGAACCACGAGGUACUCAACAGCAAAAUAAUCUACGUUCGUUGCAAAUGCAAGGGAUCGUCUCUGCUAUUCAAGUAUCGCUCGAUGAACCGUGUGUUAGCACACAAGAGACACAUUUUGCAGAUGCGUCAUCCGACGAAGGUACUGAACCCGAUGCAAAUCCUUAA